AUGAACCGACUCAUUCGCCCCGUCUCGCGCCAAUUGUUGCGUUCUCGCACUCGUUAUCCUUUUUCCAUUCCCCCACCGCCAGCGUUGAAGAGACUCUACACCAUGGGACACGACAAGCCUGAGUUAAAAGAUCCUUCCCUGUUUAUUCAGAAGUCCUACAUCAAUGGCGAGUGGGUUGAUGCUAAGUCGGGCGAGACCUUCGAGGUCCACGACCCCGCCACCGGCAAGCUCAUCGGAACCUGUCCCGAGCUCGAUACCGCCGACGUCGAGAAGGCCAUCGAGGCCGCCUCUGAGGCCUUCCCCAAAUUCCGCACACUCCUCGCCCGCGAGCGCGCGCGCAUGCUUCGCCGCUGGUACCAGCUCAUGAUGGACAACGCAGAGGAUCUGGCCAAGCUGAUCACAUGGGAGAACGGCAAGCCCUUGGCUGACUCCAAGGGCGAGGUGAACUACGCCGCCAGCUUCUUCGAGUGGUUCAGCGAGGAAGCGCCCCGCGUAUAUGGCGAUACCAUCCCGGCCUCUGUGCCCGGUAACCGUGUUAUCACGCUCAAGCAGCCCGUCGGCGUGUGCGGUCUCAUUACGCCCUGGAACUUCCCCGCGGCUAUGAUCACCCGCAAGAUUGGCCCGGCCCUGGCGGCUGGCUGUACGGUGGUUGCAAAGUCGCCUGCCGAGACGCCCUUCACUGCCAACGCCCUCGCUGAACUGGCGCACCGCGCUGGUAUCCCCAAGGGUGUUGUCAACAUUGUCACUUCGGGCAAGAACACCCCGGCUGUGGGCGAGCUGAUUACUACCCACCCGGAGGUGCGCAAGGUGUCUUUCACUGGCUCGACUAAUGUCGGCCGACUGCUGAUGAAGCAGGCUUCAUCGACUAUCAAGAAGGUGUCGUGGGAGCUGGGUGGUAACGCGCCAUUCAUUGUCUUCGACGAUGUUGAAGAUCUGGACGCCGCUGUCACGGGUGCUAUUGCCUCUAAGUUCCGCAGCUCGGGCCAGACUUGUGUCUGCGCGAACCGCAUCUACGUGCAGAGUGGUGUCUACGAUGAGUUCGCCAAGCGCUUCGUUGCCAAGGUCAAGGAGUUCAAGCUUGGUGGUGGUUUCGAGGAGGGUAUUACCCACGGUCCUGUUAUCCACGAGCGUGCCGCUGAGAAGGCGCACGACCACGUUCAGGAUGCCACUUCCAAGGGUGCCAAGGUUGCUAUUGGUGGGCAGAAGGCCUCUGCGCUUGGACCUAACUUCUAUGAGCCUACCGUGUUGACUGGAAUGACCAAGGAGAUGCUCAUCGCCUCCGAGGAGACUUUCGGUCCUGUGGCUGGUCUCUUCUCCUUCAAGACUGAGAAGGAGGUCGUGGAUCUGGCAAACAAGGCUGAGGUCGGUCUUGCUGGAUACUUCUUCAGUGGCAAUGUGCGCCGCAUCUUCCGUGUUGCUGAGGCCCUGGAGGUUGGCAUGGUUGGUGUCAACACUGGUCUGAUCAGUGACGUUGCCUCACCGUUCGGCGGUGUCAAGCAGAGCGGCUUCGGUCGUGAGGGCAGCAAGUACGGUAUUGAUGAGUUCAUGACCAUUAAGUCCGUCACCUUCGGCGGCAUGGGGGAGCCUCUGCAGGCAUAA
Penicillium atrosanguineum is the source of this 1599-nucleotide messenger RNA. RefSeq names its product NAD-dependent succinate-semialdehyde dehydrogenase. Bases 1 to 1599 code for a protein of 532 amino acids. Gene Ontology annotation, molecular function: succinate-semialdehyde dehydrogenase (NAD+) activity. The record is from RefSeq and is a predicted model, not a curated record. Gene Ontology annotation, biological process: GABA catabolic process. The transcript is spliced from 4 exons. NCBI's taxonomy places the organism in Eukaryota, Fungi, Ascomycota, Eurotiomycetes, Eurotiales, Aspergillaceae.